Molecule: messenger RNA, 618 nt
Organism: Lactuca sativa (garden lettuce)
Lineage: Eukaryota; Viridiplantae; Streptophyta; Magnoliopsida; Asterales; Asteraceae
Source: RefSeq, a predicted model, not a curated record
AUGUUGCCGACUGAUGAAAAGAAAAAUCAACCUCUGGUGAAGGCCUAUCAACCAUCAUUUCCAUUUCUGAGGAGAGCCAUUCCUAUAUAUGAAAAAUUCAUGAAGGAUUUGCUCACAAAUAGAAACAAGAUGGAGGAGGCUUCUAAUGUACUUCUAAAUGAAAAUUGCUCAACCACCAUGCUCAACAAGUUUCCAAAGGAGAUAUGGGAUCAGGGGAGUUUGACAAACCCAUGCCAAUUCGGGAAUUUAGCUACAAGUCGUGCCUUUUUCGAUUCGAGAGAUAGUGUGAAUAUAUUAUCGGGUUCCUUCUUCAAUAAAUUGAAUCUUUUAGAGCCAAGGCCAAUUUGCAUGGCUAUUCACCUAGCCAACAAGACAGUGAGUUUUCCAGGUUUUUUCGUGUUAUACACGGAGGAAGACAACCAAGUUCCAAUCAUUCUUGGAAGGCCUUUCCUUAGUGCCACACACGCCUUGAUGUAUAUUAGAGAGUCGAAGAUUACUCUUGUUGGAGAAGACACCAUUACAUUUGGAGUUGGUAGAGUAAUGAAACAUUCAAAGAUAAGUGAUGAUUUGGUUUUCUUGAAGGACAUGUUCAAUACAUUGUUGGAGAAAGAAUUGUGA